Messenger RNA from Ilex paraguariensis (yerba mate), 363 nucleotides. Lineage: Eukaryota; Viridiplantae; Streptophyta; Magnoliopsida; Aquifoliales; Aquifoliaceae. The record is from the annotation of a GenBank genome assembly.
AUGGGAGAUUUCAUGCCUAUUCUGAAAUGGGUUGGAUUCAAUGGGAUUGAAAAGAAGUUGGCGGUAUUACAGGAAAAAAGAAACCAGUUCAUGCAAGAUUUGAUUGAAGAGCAUAGAAGAAUGAGGAGUAAUUCUUCUUCUGAGAAGGAAACCAAGACAAUGAUCGAUGUUCUCCUGUCAUUCCAAGAAAGUGAACCUGAAUACUGUAAAGAUGAAAUCAUCAAAGGCAUGAUGCUGAUGAUUGCUUCACCAAAAACGAUAUCAUCUUUGCGAACCGCCCUCGACUGCUUGCCAGAAAACACCUUGGCUAUGAUUACACCACCAUUGUCUCGGCCUCCUCCGGCCACCUCUGGUGCAACUUAA